Molecule: messenger RNA, 752 nt
Organism: Dermatophagoides farinae (American house dust mite)
Lineage: Eukaryota; Metazoa; Arthropoda; Arachnida; Sarcoptiformes; Pyroglyphidae
Source: RefSeq, a predicted model, not a curated record
CGUCAGGCAAAGCAUUUUUUAGACCAAAUAUCGGCUGUAUUUUGAACAUUCAACACCAAUUCGUGAACCAUAAUUAGUCGAUUAAAAUGUCUUAUGUAUUGCGAAUGUCACGUUUUAAUCAAAUUUUAACUAUCCAUCGAGCCCAAAAAUGUAUUGGUAUGCUUCAGGCACAAUCAUUCCAUAACCGUGAACUGAUUGGCAAACGUGAAGUAGUCGGUUUUGGAUUUAAUGGAUCAUACAUGUAUUUUGAUGCCGCUGCUAUGCCAUAUCCGGCCAUUCGAUUCCGUGAAGAAACUGAUGAGAUGAAACGACUUCGUGAAAAAGAGAAGAAUGAUUGGAAACAAUUGUCUUUGGAAGAGAAAAAGAAACUCUAUCGACACAGUUUUUGUCUUACAUUAUCCGAAGUUGAAGCUCCAACUGGCGAAUGGAAAAUUCAAUUGGCAAUCGUUUUUUUUACGAUAUCACUUGCACUUUACUACUUUGCAUUCGCUCGUAAAAACUUUUAUGGACCUCUGCCCGAAACGAUGACACCCGAAGGCAAACAACGUACCCGUGAUUUGGAAAUCCUUUACAAGACCAAUCCAAUUUUUGGUUUGGCUUCGAAAUUCGAUUAUGAAAAAGGUGAUUGGAAAUGAGCAAAAACAUUUUGAUAGGAUAUGCAAAACAGUAGCAAACAGCAAAAAUAUUGUAAUUUUUCAUUUUCGUUUUGAUUAUUGAAUAAAAAUUAACAAAUAAAAUAAAAUAAGAAAUCA